AUGGCCGCCCAGCGCCAUAAACUGGAGGUCGUCGCCCUGUCGGUUGUUUUGCCUUAUGGCGUAGACGGCCAGAAGGAGGCAAGUUGCCGCAUAGUCUUUGCACUUUUACAGUAUUUUAGUUGUCUGGCCUUAGAAUUAUGUGAGCAGAAAGAGCCUUCAUGUAGUUCUGUUAUCACCACUGUGCGCAAGUCCCCGACAAGGCUAGCUGCAAUGCCUAGUGCCCGGAUUUUUUCUAAAUUGUGGCGCUUUUUGCUGGAAUGGUUCUAUUAUGCCUGCAAACAGGAUACAGAAAGAGCAGCUUGUGCUGUGCAUCAUGCGUGCUUCUGCAGCAUAGACUUCGCAGCGGAGGUUUCUUUGUUGACGCAGCUGGAGUGCAGAGGCGCUAAUACUCCAACAUUCUUUUUUGGAGUGGACAAGAAUAACGAUCCUGUGGUUUACAAACCAAAGCUGAGUGGACUUAAGAAACUUUACGAGUAUUCUGUUCUCCAGACAGACUGUUAUCUCAUUGACCUAGAGCUAAAGGUGAAGGCAUCAAAAAUCUUACACGCAAAGAAACUCCGCACUGCCUCUGCAGUAGGCGCACUUAGAGAUACUAAUAUUCGUUCUGAAAGGAAGUCCAUAGACGAGAUGGUGGCUAGGAUUUUUUCAAUUUGUACGGCGCUUGUUAUAGUGAAUGCAUUUCCCAUUACAGCUAAGAUAGUAUGUUAUUUAGGUAGGGAGAUCGUUCCCAUCGAGCCCGACAAGCUCAUCAUCUCCGAGGACAACUCGGCUUUGUUCAAGGCUGUCUCCCCUCAACAGGUGCCAUAUCCCUACAGUAAGAACUCCAAAACUUUUGAAGCCAACCCUGAAGAAACAUCAUCCGUGUCUAUGGAUGCUAAGAGGCGAGGCAAGUUAGUUCUAGAGCAUACAUAUAAAGUUUUCCCCCCCUUUUCUCCUAUAGACUCAGACACCGAGCUUGAGGGUCCACAGUCUGCUUCGACCUCGGCGGGCAUGGGCUUCAUGCAAGGAUCCGCUGAUGCCACCUUGUCUGAUACUGAAAUGGAUUCCGACGACUUUGAAUGA
This is a messenger RNA of Cyclospora cayetanensis, 1062 nucleotides long. RefSeq lists its product as uncharacterized. Bases 1 to 1062 code for a protein of 353 amino acids. The record is from RefSeq and is a predicted model, not a curated record. The transcript has 4 exons. Lineage: Eukaryota; Apicomplexa; Conoidasida; Eucoccidiorida; Eimeriidae.